AAAACAAGAACAGUAGAUGAAAUGGAGAGAUGAUAAAGCAAGCGCACUCAUUGAUUCAAAUUCCCAACGAGCUCCAGUUCAUCACAGCCAUUACCAGAUUCCAAUUCCGUUCAUCGAUCCAUCAUUUCUCUGCCUUCCAAAUCAGACCGCUGGGGAAUCUCACUUCCACACGUUCCCGGAAUCAUCGUCGCCGGUCGCCCAUGGCCGCCUCCGCCGCUGGUAACCCUUCAUCCUCCUCUUCGUCCUCCUCCAACCCUUUCAUUUUCUCCCCCGAUUCUCCCCCUAGACUCGCUCUCACACCCCAUCAGAUUAAGCUUUGUUCCGAAGCUCUUGAGGCCUUCAAGGAGAAGCUCCAGAUGCCUGAUGUCAUCAACCAGGAGUUCGCCCGAUUGCAGGCCCAGAGAAUAACCGCAUCGGAUAUGAAGAAAAAUUGCUCUGUGGCUCUUGACAAUGUCAACAUCAGUAAGAAUCGUUACACCGAUGUAUUACCCUUUGACGAGACUAGAGUUGUGCUCGACUCUUGUAAGGAUUACAGACCUUCUGCAAAGGGUUAUAUCAAUGCAAGCUUUAUUUCCAGUUCCUCCUCAGAAAGCCUUUCUAAGUUUAUUGCCACACAAGGUCCGUUACCACACACUUAUGAGGAUUUCUGGGAGAUGGUAUUGCAGUAUAAAUGCCCUGCAAUCUUGAUGCUUACUCGUCUCAUUGAUAAUUACAAGACGGUGAAGUGUGGAGAUUACUUUCCAGCUGAAGAUGGUAGUAGAGAUUUUGGUAAUCUAGUGGUAGUCUCCAAAUGGAUAAAAUCUUCCAAUUCCUCUCUUAUACUGCGCCAUUUGGAAGUGAACCAUAAAGAGUCAGAAGAACGUGUGGCUGUUCUACAUAUUCAGUACCCAGAAUGGCCCGACCAUGGAGUUCCUAAUGACACACUUGCUGUUCGUGAAAUGUUGAAGAGGCUGUAUCAUUUACCACCCGAUCUCGGCCCAAUAGUGGUGCACUGCAGUGCAGGUAUUGGAAGAACUGGAACAUAUUGUGCAAUUCAUAACACAAUUCAGAGAAUCCUUAUUGGAGACUUGUCUGCUUUAGAUCUUGUCAGUACCAUUUUUACAUUUAGAUCCCAGCGAAUUGGAAUGGUUCAAACACUGGAUCAAUACUUUUUCUGCUAUAGAACCAUCGUUGAUCAACUACAAGACCUUAUAUCUGUCCCACAGUAGAGGCUCGAAGCGACGGAUUAAUGACCGACCGUAUGCGGGGUUGGGAUCUUGCUUAAUAAAGAGCUUGCUGGAUUUGAUCUUCUCAGCGUUGAUGAAAUCAGCAGCUGUGGUUCCAGGAGGUUCGUUUUCUCGAGCAGCCGAGUAUGAACACUGUUCAUUGUGGUCACAGUGAAUGUGCUAACCAACUAAUUUUUCUCUUAUGAUGCUCACCAUUGAUCAUUUCAGUAAUUUGCUUAAACUGAAUAGAAUUGAACCAUUCUGAAUUCAGGCAUUGAAUUCAUGAGCUUCAUAUAUUUUGUGGCAAACAUUUGCCACCCAACUGAUUGUUCUUGGGUUUUAAUUGGACAUUCCUUGCUGAAUAUCAUUACAAGUUUAUCGUCUCCUUCA
Molecule: messenger RNA, 1595 nt
Organism: Cucurbita moschata (crookneck pumpkin)
Lineage: Eukaryota; Viridiplantae; Streptophyta; Magnoliopsida; Cucurbitales; Cucurbitaceae
Product: protein-tyrosine-phosphatase PTP1
Exons: 9
Coding region: 30-1208 (392 amino acids)
Biological process (GO): protein dephosphorylation
Molecular function (GO): protein tyrosine phosphatase activity
Source: RefSeq, a predicted model, not a curated record